Molecule: messenger RNA, 3933 nt
Organism: Solanum stenotomum
Lineage: Eukaryota; Viridiplantae; Streptophyta; Magnoliopsida; Solanales; Solanaceae
Product: TMV resistance protein N-like
Exons: 5
Coding region: 37-3747 (1236 amino acids)
Biological process (GO): defense response; signal transduction
Molecular function (GO): ADP binding
Source: RefSeq, a predicted model, not a curated record
UAACCAAGUUUUUGUUAUCUUCAUUUAGCCACGAAAAUGAAUCAACAAAAAAGUUGUAGUAGUACUUCUUUGCUUCCAAUAACUCCCGAAAUUAUUCGAUGGAGUUACGAUGUUUUUCUAAGUUUUAGAGGUGAAGAUGUACGUAAAACUUUUGUUGAUCAUCUCUAUGUUGCUCUUCAACAAAAAGGGAUCAACACGUUCAAAGAUUCUGAGAAAUUAGAUAAAGGUAAUUCUAUUUCACCAGAACUUACGAGAGCAAUUGAAGAAUCACGCAUAUCUUUGAUUAUUUUCUCAAAGAACUAUGCUAAUUCGAGGUGGUGUUUGAAUGAAGUAGUGAAAAUCAUGAAAUGCAAGAACGUGAAAGGACAAAUUGUUAUUCCGGUGUUUUAUGAUGUAGAUCCAUCAACAGUAAGGAAACAAAAAUCGAGCUUUGAAGAAGCAUUUAACAAUUAUGAAGAUUGUUUCAAGGUACAAAAAUGGAGAGGAGCACUAGAGGAAGCAGCUAAUUUAUCUGGUUGGGAUUUGCCAAAUACUUCCAAUGCGCAUGAAGCUAUAGUGAUCAAGCAAAUUGUGGAAGAUAUAAUGGCUAGAUUGGGUAGUCAGAGACACACGAAAAACGCUGAAAAUCUUGUUGGAAUCGAGUCACGUAUGCAAAAAGUGUAUAAAAUGCUUGGCAUGGGGUCUGGUGGAGUUCGUUUCGUUGGAAUAUUGGGAAUGAGUGGAGUUGGGAAGACAACUCUAGCGAGAGUCAUUUAUGAUAAUAUUCGGAGUCACUUUGAAGGUUCGUGUUUUCUUCAUGAAGUUAGAGACCGUUCUGCAAAACAAGGCCUAGAGCAUUUGCAAGCUAUACUUCUUUCUGAGAUCCUUGUCAUGAAAGAUGUAAACAUCAACAAUUUAUACGAAGGAGUUAAUAUGCAGAUACAAAGAUUACAGUACAAAAAGGUUCUUCUUGUUCUUGAUGAUGUUGAUCAUGUAGAUCAGUUAGAUGUUUUAGCGAGGAAACGUGAAUGGUUUGGUCAUGGAAGUAGAGUUAUCAUAACAACUAAAGAUAAGCACUUGCUUGUUGAACAUGAGGUAGAAAAGAUAUACAGAAUGACAACGUUAAAUAAAGACGAAAGUUUGCAGCUCUUUAAGCUAUAUGCCUUCAAGAAAAACCAUCUUAUGGAUGAAUUUAGGGAUGUUUCAGCUCAAAUUAUAAGGCAUUGUGGUGGACUCCCGUUGGCUUUGAAAGUCCUCGGAAGUUUCUUGUAUGGAAGAGAUUUGGAUGAAUGGACAAGUGAAGUAGAACGAUUGGAACAAAUCCCAGAAGACAGAAUUGUGAAGAAACUUGAAUUAAGUUUCAAUCGGCUAAACAGAAUUGAACAAAAAAUAUUACUAGAUAUUGUGUGUUUCUUUAUAGGUAAGAAGAAACAAUCAGUUACAAGAAUAUUAGAGAGUUUUAAUUUUAGUCCUGUUAUUGGCAUAAAAGUUCUCAUGGAGAAAUCUCUGAUUACGGUUUCACAAGGUCGGAUUCUAGUGCAUCAAUUGAUACAAGAAAUGUGUUGGUAUAUUAUCCGUCAAGAAGCUUCCGAUGAUCCAAGAAGAUAUAGUAGGUUGUGGCUACCUGAUCAUAUUUCUCAUGUACUUGCUGGAGAUUUGGGCACUGAAAAGAUUGAAGGCAUGUCAUUGAACUUGUCUUUUGCACAAGAAGUGAAUGUCAGCAGCGCGGCAUUCACACAAAUGAGCAGACUAAGGUUUCUCAGUAUCCAGAACAAAAAUGUUCAUCAGAGCCCUAAUUUCCUUCCUGGUGAGUUGAGGUGGUUCAAUUGGCACGCGUAUCCAUCAAGAAGUCUGCCUGUUAGUUUUCAGGGCGAAAAGUUAGUUGGUUUGAAGUUGAAAGAUAGUGGAAUCAUACAACUUUGGCAAGGCUCCAAGGUUCUAGGAAAACUGAAAUACAUCAACCUUAGUGAGUCACGGAAGCUAGUAAGGACCCCGGAUUUUUCAGGCAUCCCUAAUCUUGAAAGGCUGGUUCUUGAAGGAUGUGUAAAUUUGGUAGAAAUCAAUUUUUCUGUUAGAGAUCUCAGAAGACUAGUCUUGUUGAAUCUGAAGAACUGUAGAAAUUUAAAGACCUUACCGAAGAUCAUUCAAUUGGAAAAUCUUGAGGUUUUGAUUCUAUCAGGCUGCUUAAAACUCAAAAAGUUGUCGAUAAUAAAAGAAGAAAUGAAUCGUUUGUCACAAGUGUACUUGGAAGGAACUGGUUUGAGAGAACUACCCGAAUCAAUUGAGAACUUUUCAGGAGUAACUUUGAUAAAUCUAAGUAACUGCAAGUAUCUUGAGAAUCUUCCAAGCAGUAUUUUUAGAUUGAAGUGUCUAAGAACACUAGAUCUGUCCGGCUGUUCAAGACUCGAAAAAUUAUCAGAUGAUUUGGGACUUCUAGUCGGUUUAGAGGAGCUCCAUUGUGAUGACACAGCCAUCCGAACAAUGCCUUCCUCUAUCUCUCAGCUAAAGAACCUUAAGCACUUAUCUCUCCGGGGAUGUAAAAAUGCUUUGGGUUUACAAGUAUGGAGCUCACUCAUUUUGUCGCGGCUAUUUGGGAAAGGCCACAACUCUAUGGGUCUGGUUUUUCCUAAUUUAUCAGGUCUUUGCUCAUUGACAAAGCUGGACAUAAGUGAUUGCAAUAUUUCAGACGGAGGAAUCCUAUCUAAUCUUGGGUUCUUGCCAUCUUUGGAGGAAGUGAAUCUCGGGAAGAAUAACUUUGUUGAUAUUCCAUCUGCAAGCAUCAAUGGUCUAUCUCGACUUAAAGUUGUUGAAUUGGUUGGUUGUAAGAGGCUCGAGAUUUUUCCAGAGCUUCCUUCAAGUAUAGAAGAGGUGUAUGCCGAUGAAUGUACAUCACUGAGGAGUAUUGGCAUUGAUCAAUUAAGCAAAUAUCCAAUGUUGUCUCGAGUUUCACUUACUCAAUGUCACCAACUUGUCAAAAAUGAACCUGAUGUUGCUAUUAUUGAUUCAUUGUGGAAUCACAUGCUCAAGGGACUAUCGAUGGUGGAUGACAAAUUCAGUAUAUGUAUCCCUGGAUCUGAAGUUCCUGACUGGUUUAUGUACAAGAACUUGGGUCCUUCAUUAUCAGUGAAGCUACCUAAAAAUUGGUACACAAACAAAUUCAUGGGCUUUGCUCUUUGUGUUGUUUUUGACAGUUUUAAGCAACCUUCCUGUAUGAGUCAUGCUUACCUUAAAAAAAUCCCGGGAUUUCUGGUCAUAUUUAAGCUCGUAAGGCAGGAUGGAAAGACUGGCCUGUUUUUUAAAAGUAUUGGCUCAGUAGGAAGUGAGGAAUGUCCUGAUUCAGGGCACACUCUCCUGGCCUAUAUAUCAUUUGAUGAUUUUUGGUCAACGUACGAGAAAUGUGUUUGCAAUCCUAACGACUGGAUUCAAAUCGAGGUUUGUGAGACUGAUGCAAAUGUUGCAAUCAAAGGUUGGGGAAUGCAUCUUCUGUACAAGAACGAUAUUAUAAAUGAGGAGUUGAUGAUACAAAAUGCCACCUCUCAAUCUGGAAAGAUGGGCUUGUUUCAUGUAAUCUUUGAUGGAUCAAUGUAUACGAAAAGAAAACGACACGGACAUAUAUCGUUUUCUAGGCUGCCACCAGAUGAUGAACCAGGAUAUGUCAAUUCCUUUGGAGAAACAAGUAAUGAAGAUUUUGAUGAAACAUUAUUUGGGAGAGGAAUUACUGGGAUUGUAGAAGCUCAACAAACAGUUACUAUAUCUAUGCCUGAAUGAACCUUUAAUUGGAUGAUGAGAGCGUCAGCACAUUUUUGAGUAUGUGAUUUAUGUUUGAGUUAUUGGGAGUGUCUUGUGAUUGUUAAGCAGUUAAAAUGGUAAUUGACCUUUUUUUGGUGACAUCUAACUGUCCAUAUUUUUAUUUUUAGUAUGUUGUUGCUUCCUAAUAUAAUACUCUCUUCAUUU